AUGUCGGAGCCUUCGUCGUCGAACGGAGCCGGUCAUGACUACACCGAAGGCGCGUCACCUCUCGAUAUACAACAGGCUGUCGCAAAUGCAAGUCUAUCAAGACAAGACUCUGGCUAUGGAGACGACGGCGACGCCAUGUUCGAUGGACCAGGGCACGCCGUCAACCCGAGCAGCGUGUCUCGUAUGACUAUGCGGGACGACGCCCGACGCAGCAGCGGGCGCGGGUCUAUGAGCCGCAGGCGCAGCGAAUGCAGCAUGAGCCGUGAGGGACGGACGUGGAGCAUGAGUAGGAGCAGGCGUGGCAGCGAGGACGUCCGGAGCGAGGAUAGGGAUGGGGAGGACGGCGACUGGUCCGACCACGAAGCUCUGUCCGGGGACGAGGGCGAUCAUGAAGUAUUCACCAGGCCGCGGGGCCGACGACGCAAAUCUCAGUCUCCUGUUGCAGCGCGGAGCAGUGUCUUCGACAACAUCGCAAGCAUCUUUGGGGGCCGCCACGCGCCGCAGACAGAGUCUCCCUCACGCAGCCGGCGGCCCAGCAUAUCGAGCCGUGCCUCGCGCACCUCGCGCACCUCACGCUCGCGGUUGUUAAGACGACACAGCAGUAGACGGUCUGACUUGAGCUCGGACUACGCGGUCGACGAUACGUCUGAGGACGGCGAUUGGGACGAACGGUGGGGGUAUACGUCGAACGAGGAGGAGUCGGACGAGGGCGAGACGGACAUCGACCGGGCGAGUUUGGCACCCUCGGGGAGCGAAAUGGAGUUUGGCUCGUACCCUCCCUCCCCAGGACCCACGCUCCCGCUGCUCGCGGGGGACCCGGUGUUUGGGUCCGAAGCGCGUAUUGAAAUGGGCGAGCUGGAGCCCCUGCCGCCCCCGCCUGCUGGGCCGCCAAGUCGGCAGACGGUGUACGUUGCGGACGAGGACGUGCACAUACGCAUAAUUGGGUACGAGCCAAUAUCUUGGAAACAAUGGCUCUGGUGGCUCUCCUGCGUAUGCACCUUCGGCGUCCUGGCUCUCCUGGGGCGGUGGUUCCCCCGGCUCUGGCUACGCUGGGUGACACGAGAACGCGCGUUCGUGGACAUCAAGCAUGGUUUUGUCGUCGUUGAGAAUAUCCUACUCAAGGAGAGGAAGACCGCAUAUAGAGACAUCGCACUUUUCCCAGUGGCGAGAAUCGACUACCCAUACGCGAUAUCCACGGCCUUUUCGACACGGCCGGAUCCCUCGCAGUACUUGCCCAGUUACAGAGCUGGCGCAUCUUUGCCUAUGCUGUCGACGUUGAUGUUCGUGGACUACCGGUACAACAGGUUCGCGCUAGAUCCCCGUACGGGGCUAUUCAGCAUGAUUCGAGAAUGGAGAGACGCCUCCUGGAUGAACAUUGCUGCGGUGCAGAAUGGGCUCUCGAAGGACGUCCAGGUGCAGAGAUCAACUCUGUUUGGUCCCAAUCUCAUCGAUAUAGAAGGCAAAUCUACCGUGUCUCUCCUCAUAGACGAGCUAGUAUAUAAGGUAAUUCAUCCCUUCUACAUCUUCCAAAUCGCCAGCAUCAUCCUGUGGUCUUUGGACGACUACUAUUACUAUGCAUUUUGUAUUGCCCUCAUUUCUGCCAUCAGUAUCAUCACGACCCUCGUGGAGACUAAACAGACUAUCGCACGGAUGCGAGAAAUGUCGAGGUUUGUCUGCAAGGUCAACGUGUAUCGAGACAGUUCAUGGCAAGAAUGCGAUUCCUCGGAUCUCGUAGCUGGCGAUAUCGUCAACCUGCUCGAGCCUCCACUUGCCACCCUCCCUGCCGACAUGUUUCUGCUCUCCGGCGACGCGAUCGUCAACGAGAGUAUGCUUACCGGCGAGAGUGUGCCGGUGAGCAAGGUCCCCAUCAAGAACGACGAUCUCGCAAAGUGGCGGGAUACCACCGACAUCGUGGGUGACAUGGCGAAGAGCUUUUUGUACUCCGGAACUCGCGUCGUGCGCAUCAGGAGCGGGUUGACCACCGACGGACGAACUGGUGCGCCAGCCUUGGGUUUGGUCGUGCGUACUGGCUUCUAUACUACGAAGGGCGCACUUGUGCGGUCCAUGCUCUUCCCUAAGCCUACAGGAUUCAAGUUCUACAGGGAUUCGAUGAGGUUUAUCGGCGUUCUGGCGGGUGUCGCGGGACUCGGCUUCCUCGCAAGCGCGGUUCAGUUCGUCCGACUCGGUGUCCGGUGGCACACAAUUGUAUUGCGCGCCCUGGAUCUCAUCACCGUCGUCGUUCCACCUGCGCUGCCAGCCACUCUCUCUAUCGGGACGAGCUUCGCCAUCGGCCGUCUGCGCAAACUGGGCAUCUUCUGCAUCUCUCCUAGCCGAGUGAACGUUGCAGGCCAGAUCAAUGUGUGCUGCUUCGACAAGACCGGCACGCUGACCGAAGACGGGCUAGACAUCCUCGGGGUCCGUGCCCCAGAACGGAACACGAACAGGUUUGGGGAGCUGCUGGAGGACAUUCACGACCUACCCACGAGCCGGGACAAGGCGAACUUCUUGCAUGCACUCUCGACGUGCCAUUCGCUGAAAAUGGUCGACGGGGAGAUCAUUGGAGACCCGCUAGACGUGAAGAUGUUCGAGUUCACCAAGUGGACGCUGGAGGAAGGUCAUGUGGCUGGCACGGCUGUUGUCAAGAACAAGAGCGGAGGAGAGCGUCCGGCGGCGCUCGUGCAGACUGUCGUGCGACCGCCUGGAAGUGCUCAGUUCCGGAUCGAGGAUGCGUUAAAGGGUGCCGGCAGGCAUGCCCAUUUCCUCGAAUUGGGCGUUAUCCGCACAUUCGAGUUCGUUUCCGCUCUACGUCGGAUGAGUGUGAUUGUCAAGCGGCUGAAGAGCACGAGCAUGGAAGUGUACGUCAAGGGCGCUCCGGAGGUUAUGGCCGAAAUCUGCGACAAAAGCACCUUUCCAUCGGAUUAUGAUGACCUACUUUCGUACUAUACCAAGCGCGGUUACCGAGUCAUCGCUAUGGCUGGCAAGAGCAUCGAAGGCCUUUCCUGGCUGAAGGCCCAGAAGCUUAAGCGAGAACAAGCGGAGUCCGGACUCCAAUUCUUGGGUUUGGUUAUUUUCGAAAACAAGCUCAAGCCAGGAACUACACCUGCCAUCCAAACACUCCGCGCGGCACAUUUCGCAUGCCGGAUGAUCACGGGCGACAACGCUCUCACAGCCGUCAGCGUUGCGCGCGAGUGUGGACUGAUCAACCCAGCCGCUCAGGUCUUUGUGCCUACGUUCAUACGAGGGAAUGCGUCCUCGCGGCUGUCGGAGCUGGAGUGGUCCAGCAUGGAGGAACCGACAUGGAAGCUCGACGACUACAGCCUGAAGCCUCUGCCCGCGCCUGCGACUAGGCUUAUCGAGAACGAAGAGCUGGAGAGCCAAGACUACACCCUCGCUGUGACAGGCGACGUUUUCCGUUGGGUCAUUAAUCAUGCGCCUCUCGAGACCAUGCAAAGGAUGCUUGUCAAGACGCAGAUCUACGCUCGCAUGUCUCCUGACGAGAAGAACGAAGUCGUCGAGCGACUGCAGAGUCUCGGCUAUAUUGUUCUCAUGUGUGGCGACGGUGCGAACGACUGUGCCGCUCUGAAGGCCGCGGAUGUCGGCCUGUCACUCUCUGAGGCAGAAGCUUCCGUGGCAGCGCCGUUCACGAGCCGGACACCUGACAUCAGCUGUGUCAUCGAGGUCAUCAAGGAAGGCAGAGCUGCGCUGGUGACAAGCUUCAGCUGUUUCAAAUACAUGGCGUUGUAUUCGCUCAUCCAAUUCACCACCAUCACCUUGCUGUAUUCAUUCGCGUCGUCUCUGGGAGAUUUCCAGUUCUUGUAUAUUGAUCUAUUCAUCAUUAUCCCAAUCGCAGUCACCAUGGGACGCACGCUGCCCUACUCCCGCAUACACCCAAAGCGACCGACAGCGAGCUUGGUGUCGAAGAAGGUACUGGCGAGUCUUGUCGGUCAGAUCUUCAUCACGUCGGCUGUCCAAUUCUGGGCGUUCUUCUGGGUGCGCUCGCAAUCAUGGUACAUACCUCCACCACCUAAUGACCCCAACUCGGACGGCGACAAGCUCGAGGCGACCAACUAUGAGAACUCUGUUCUAUUUUUGGUCUCAUGCUUCCAGUACAUCUUGGUCGCAGCUGUCUUCAGCAUUGGACCACCGUUCAGGAAGCCGAUGUGGACGAACGCCUGGUUCAUGGUCUCGUUGAUCACUUUGGGCUGUUUCAACCUGCUUGUCCUCCUGGACCCGCCAAAGCCUUUGAUGAAUUUGCUUGAGUUGAUGAACCUUCCACUAGCAGCGAGGGCGACGCUUUUGCUUGCGGUCGUCGUCAACGUGGUGACGUCGAUGGCAUUUGAGAGCUACGGCACGCAGGCGGUUUCCCGGGUGUUUGGUCUCAUAUUCGAGCUGCGGCGUCGGCAUCGCGUGAGGGAAGGCAACAUUUACAAAGCGGUAGAAGGAGGAAUGAGGUGA
Molecule: messenger RNA, 4455 nt
Organism: Dichomitus squalens LYAD-421 SS1
Lineage: Eukaryota; Fungi; Basidiomycota; Agaricomycetes; Polyporales; Polyporaceae
Product: P-type ATPase
Exons: 17
Coding region: 1-4455 (1484 amino acids)
Biological process (GO): intracellular calcium ion homeostasis
Cellular component (GO): membrane
Molecular function (GO): P-type ion transporter activity; ATPase-coupled monoatomic cation transmembrane transporter activity; ATP binding
Source: RefSeq, a predicted model, not a curated record